CGAAUAAAUGCCUGUUUGGGAAGUGAUUGGGGGUUUUUUAAAUCAUGGGUGCUAGGCCGUCGCUGUGAAACCGAAGCAGCUAAUGCUAGCAUUAACGUUACACCAGCUGCUAGCCGACACUGGUAUUUGUAGUUUUUCAGCCUAGAGUCGCGUUUCUCUAAUACGUUUGGUUUCUUCAACAUAGUGGACGAUUAGUCGGUAUUCGCAGUUUUAUCCCUUAUAGAGUGGUCUUCGUAGCAGCUGGGAUGCUAACAAGUAGCUAACCGUGACUUACUGGAGUCUUUAGCGCAGAAUGGAAAGCCUCCGGAGGAGAACGGCAGUCAUGUGAACGGAGAAGGACCCGCUAUGAGACACCGCGGCGGCAGAGAGGAGCCCGAAGUGUCCGCACAAGCGACGGCGGACUCGGGAAAGUCCUACACAGCCGAGCAGCUGGAGGCCGUUAAAAAGAUUAAGAGCUGUAAAGAUUACUAUCAAAUCCUAGGAGUGGAAAAGACUGCCUCUGAGGAGGACCUUAAAAAGGCUUACAGAAAGCUCGCUCUGAAAUUUCACCCAGAUAAAAAUCACGCACCAGGAGCCACAGAAGCAUUUAAAGCUAUUGGUAAUGCAUAUGCUGUUCUGAGUAACGCUGAGAAACGAAGGCAGUACGACCAGUAUGGCGAGGAGAGAACGCACCCGAGCAGACACAGACACCAUCAUGAGUUUGAAGCAGAUAUCUCACCCGAGGACCUCUUUAACAUGUUCUUUGGUGGAGGCUUUCCAACAAGUAACGUACAUGUUUACAGAAAUGGAAGAAUGCACUUUGCACACCAUAAUAGGCAAGAAAGACGAGAACAACAGAGAGAUGGAGGUCUGGCUCUGUUUGUCCAGCUGAUGCCCAUCUUAAUCCUCAUCAUUGUUUCAGCUCUCAGUCAGAUGAUGGUCACCCAGCCUCCAUACAGCCUUAGCUACCGCCCGUCAGCAGGACAUAUCCACAAAAGGCAUACAUCAAGCCUGAAGGUGCCUUUUUAUGUGGGAGAACGUUUCAAUGAGGAAUAUUCUGGAAAUAUGCUGAAGACUGUGGAGAGAAGUGUAGAAGAAGACUACAUCUCCAAUCUAAGAAACAACUGUUGGAAGGAGAAGCAGCAGAAGGAAGGCUUACUGUAUCGUGCUCGUUACUUCGGGGAUUCUGAGUUGUACCAGAGAGCACAGAGGAUGGGGACUCCCAGCUGUUCCAGACUAUCUGAGAUUCAAGUCAUAUUGGAUGGCUAGAAAACACUUCUGCACAUAUGGGUUCGUCAGUACUUGAAUCUAAUUAGAAGAAAUCGGUCGGAGCCCACUCAAAUUUGACCACAUUUCUGCAGCAAACCAAGAGAAUCAAAAAAUGCCUUACGUGUAGUGGGCAGCAGACCUCAUCAGGGAACCUCUCUGCGCCUCGGUGUAGAUUGACUUCCAGUAGAACUGUGAGAAGCUUUGAGUUCACUGCUGACAUUGUCUUACUAGAAUCUUUACAGUGGUGAGAGGCGGCCGGGUAGUCGUGCUGAAAAGUAAGAGCAUUGUUGUCGGUACGCAAAGCUACUAAGAUUAGCUUCCUCUGUCCCAAUCGUUUUCUUUUUCUUAAAUAUUUUGAGAAACCCGAUGGCCUUCUCAUAGACAGAUGUCUGAGCCACUCACAAGGAAAGCGUGUAAUUUUUGUAGUUUUACCAAUGUAAAUAUUCAUUUUACUUUUAACAGUGCAGGGGUUAUUGAAGUCAUUUACAUUGUUAAGUGGAUUUGCUUGUAGCCUGUUGGAUCAUAAUUACUGUAAACUGUUGCACAAAUGAAAGUAAACCAUAUUUAUUAAAUUAACAUGCUAAAAUUGUAUAAAAGUUUCUUUGAAUUAAAAUUGUCCAAUGAU
Molecule: messenger RNA, 1873 nt
Organism: Pundamilia nyererei
Lineage: Eukaryota; Metazoa; Chordata; Actinopteri; Cichliformes; Cichlidae
Gene: dnajb12a
Product: DnaJ heat shock protein family (Hsp40) member B12a
Exons: 9
Coding region: 346-1248 (300 amino acids)
Biological process (GO): cellular response to misfolded protein
Cellular component (GO): endoplasmic reticulum membrane
Molecular function (GO): Hsp70 protein binding
Source: RefSeq, a predicted model, not a curated record